Molecule: messenger RNA, 189 nt
Organism: Dentiscutata heterogama
Lineage: Eukaryota; Fungi; Glomeromycota; Glomeromycetes; Diversisporales; Gigasporaceae
Source: the annotation of a GenBank genome assembly
AUGAGUAUCUUGAUUUCUUUGGCCAUAAGUAUUGCUUGGAUCGCUUGCGUGGAUUUUGCAGGAAUAGUUAUAAAUAUGACGAGCAAAGAUGUAAGUAUUGCUAGUAUUUGUGAUGGCCAAUUUUUGUUUGAUAUCUUCCAUAUUAGCUUGGGAUUUUCAAAGUCUACUGUGGCUAUUGGCCUGUCAUAG